AUGAUGACGAAGAUAAAUCUGUGUUGUCUCCAUACACUGCGAAGAUGGCGUAUUCAAAUACCGUCCAUUUACUUUAUUGGUUUACACCAGCGGCGAUGUGAGCACAGUGAUGCUCUUCACACACCGGAGAAAUGUAUACCAUCAACGUCUUCUUCUGACCAUUUAAUUAAAUCCAACCUCACAACAACAACAACAACACCAACAAUAGAAUCAUCAUCAUCAUCAUCAUCAUUAUUAGAUAUGCCUGUUUGGCAAUAUAUUGUGGAGAGUAUUCAAGAAGUAGUGAUGACAAGAGGUGAUGAUGUAGACACUUGGCGUCGUUUCUGCAAACUUUGGCGAAAACACUUUCCAGUUGCAGAAGUGGAUCAAUUACGUUUAUUGUUAGAAGAAGAGAUUCUCUCUUUUAACACAUUUGGUAAGAGUGAAGAGCGAAUUCCACAUGAUUUACAUUCUCUUCCUGUAUUUCUACAGGCUUUAUGUGCCUUGGUACAACUUGGUGAAGCCCAGUUGCCUCUUAUCUUUACAGAUUCACAAUCGACAAACAAAAUUACGGAUUUAACGGAAAGAACUCUCUUUACUACCGUUAUCAGAGAGUUACGUGUAGUUAUCUUUUAUUUGGCAGAAGAACGUCUUCUCUAUGCCCUUUACGCUACUCAUUAUCAUCCAUCGGAGAAUCCCACAGAGUCAAACCUUAAUGAGAGUGGAAAAGAGAUAAUGCGGGAUCUUUCACUCUUCACUGAUUCUACAGUAGAGCGAGUGCGAGAUAUGGGUGUUCGUCUCACACCGAAGGAAUUAGAAAAUGUUAUCUUAUUAGCAGAUGCGGCAUCAGCUUUGUUAAGAAUAGAUCCACCGAUUAAACUCAUGCCUGUACUUUAUCGUCUGUUGCUACCAGCACUUGGUGCAUGUGAGCAACUCGACUCUUUCCGUCUUGCGGCACUCGCUACAGCGUUGGCUAGAUGUGCAGAUUUUAGUGACCCGACUAAUAAUAAUGAUAAUAAUAAUAAUAAUAAUAAUAAUGAUAGUGGGAAGAACGGAGGAGAGACUCUUCGAUCAACGGCCAUCUCUUAUACGGUGUGUUCUCAUAUGCAUGCUUUGGCCCGUGCGCUAGAAGUUCAAAUGCGGGCAUCUAUGCAACACGUACAAGACUCAGAAACAAAACGACGUCAGGCACAACUGCGAUUACUUUCAUUGAAGGAACGUAAAGAAUUGGAGAAACAGCAGCAGCAACAACAGCAGCAGAAAAAGAAGAAUGAAAAACUAGAGAAACAUAAUGGUGAGAAUGCGGAUGAGGGAAUACUUCUUUUGGAAAAUGUAGCGAGUGUGUGUAGUGCUCUCGCUGCUUUACGCUAUGCGGAUAAACGAUUCUGGAGUGUUGUGAUUGAUUACACCAUCACAUCUCUUCAGUCAUCAUCAUCAUCUCUUUCUUCUUCUUCUUCUUCUCUUUUAUUACAGGAUGUACGAGACAUUCUCUUUGCAUUGGAUCACGUCCAUCAAAACAAUGGAUAUGAUCGUAUCAUGUCACUAUUAGUUUCUUUACAUCUCUUGGAGGAGCCUAUUCCACCCCCGUCAGCGGUGAGAAAGGCAAUGAAGGUAGUGAAGGGUCGGACGGCCAGUGAUCUUUGA
This is a messenger RNA of Trypanosoma theileri, 1623 nucleotides long. RefSeq lists its product as uncharacterized. The transcript has a single exon. The record is from RefSeq and is a predicted model, not a curated record. NCBI's taxonomy places the organism in Eukaryota, Euglenozoa, Kinetoplastea, Trypanosomatida, Trypanosomatidae. Bases 1 to 1623 code for a protein of 540 amino acids.